CCGUAAUCGGUAUGCAGCCCGGCUAUCUGGCACCGCGACCAAGGAGCGGCUCUACAUAAGGCAGAGCGGUGCUCGAGUAUCCACGAUUCAGUCAUGGAGUUCGAGACAUUCUUGAAGGUGGUCACCCUCCUCUUCGGCACGUUGCACCUUCAGCCAGCCUAUGCGGCUGAUGACAAGUGCGACCUCGUUGCAACGACGACGUGCCUCAAAGGAUACAUGAUCGACAUCAACAGCCACAUGCACGACCUGGGAAAUAUGGAAACAAGCAAGAUGGACGCAUACAUAGAGAAUAUGGAAAAGUCGAGAGCUUACCCGGAGAAACCGAAGUGCUUCCGAUGGUCUCACCACUGCGCGGAAAGCGCCACGAAAGAGUACUUGGACAGUGCAGCGUCGACCUACGAGAUCUUUCAAAAAGUGAUCGCCGACAAACAGGCCCUGAAAUCUCUCGCAGAGGCGUACAAGUGCUACGACAGCGACAAAUUCGCCCACUGCGUUACGGGGAUCAUCGAUGAUUUUCUUCGUAUUCCCUUGAAUGCGUCCAAGACCCGUGUCGACGAGCUUCGCAGGAGGGUCACGGAGGCAACGAACACCUGCCUGGUGCCCAAGGGCCAGUGCCCCGCUGCAGCCAAACCUGGCAAAGACAUCGGCCAGAAUCUUCAAAAGGGCUUCUCCGACAUCUGGAGUCAGUGGAGCGGCAACGCAGCUUCGACCGUCAGCUUCACCCUGGGAAGCCUGAUGCUGGUGCUGGCACCGCUGGUCGCCCAGAAACUACUCUGAACUCAUCUAAAUUUGCAUAAUCCUAAUUUAAACAAUGAUCUUGCUUUCACCCUCACGUAUUUUGUCUGCAAAUAAAGAAAUUGCGUUCCCCAAGACCCCACA
This is a messenger RNA of Ixodes scapularis (black-legged tick), 879 nucleotides long. RefSeq lists its product as uncharacterized. The transcript has 5 exons. The coding region runs from base 94 to 777 and encodes 227 amino acids. Lineage: Eukaryota; Metazoa; Arthropoda; Arachnida; Ixodida; Ixodidae. The record is from RefSeq and is a predicted model, not a curated record.